Molecule: messenger RNA, 850 nt
Organism: Euleptes europaea (tarantolino)
Lineage: Eukaryota; Metazoa; Chordata; Lepidosauria; Squamata; Sphaerodactylidae
Gene: DNALI1
Product: dynein axonemal light intermediate chain 1
Exons: 6
Coding region: 19-786 (255 amino acids)
Cellular component (GO): axoneme; filopodium
Molecular function (GO): dynein heavy chain binding
Source: RefSeq, a predicted model, not a curated record
GGCCACGCCGGAGCCGUCAUGAUCCCGCCCGCGGACUCGCUGCUCCAUUACGAGACGCCGGUGCUGGUGAGCCGCAACACCGACAAGCGGUCACCCAAGGCCCGGCCGCUGAAGGCCAGCCCUCAGUUGGUGCUGCCCGCAGGGCCCAUCCCUCCCAGCAAGGGCAAGGUGCCGUCGCCCACCGUCGAUCCCAGCAAGCAAGCGGAGGAAAUCCUCAAUGCCAUUUUGCCGCCUAGAGAAUGGGUGGAGGAAAACCAGCUGUGGAUCCAGCAGGUGUCGAGCACCCCCAGCACACGCAUGGAUGUGGUGCAUCUGCAGGAGCAGCUGGACCUCAAGCUCCAGCAGCGCCAAGCCCGGGAGACAGGCAUCUGCCCUGUGCGGCGGGAGCUCUACUCGCAGUGCUUCGAUGAGCUGAUACGGCAGGUGACCAUCAACUGUGCCGAGCGGGGGCUCCUGCUGCUGCGUGUGCGGGAUGAAAUCCGGAUGACAAUAGCAGCCUACCAAACCCUGUAUGAGAGCAGCGUUGCCUUUGGCAUGCGGAAGGCGCUACAGGCUGAGCAGGGAAAGUCUGAUAUGGAAAGAAGAAUUGCAGAGUUAGAGGAUGAGAAGAGAGAUUUGGAGAGGCAAGUAAAUGAGCAGAAGGCCAAGUGUGAAGCCAUUGAAAAACGGGAGCUUGAAAGGCGGCAGGUGGAGGAGAAGAAGCACAGUGAGGAAGUCCAGUUCCUUAAGCGAACCAAUCAGCAGCUGAAGGCCCAGCUUGAAGGCAUCAUUGCUCCGAAGAAGUAGACCUUUCCAUCAUCUCUCAAGCAAGAAUUCAUCUGCUUUGGGCCUUGUCUCCCACUUUACAAUG